AGAUUUUAAUAGUUAACUAAAUAGAUCAAUGUUAAUUGGUAUGUUGAAUUGAAAGAUAUAUCGAUCAUCUUCUUUUUACAUAUUUUGCCCCUAGCAAAGUGAUCAAGGCCUUUUAGAAUUCAAUAAUUUGGUGGUUUUUUCUUUCCCCACCAAGUUUUGUCUCUAAUAUAUUAUCAGUUGCAGAACAAGUGUGAGGAGAUUACUAAAUUAAAGGCUAAAUACAAAACUCUGCAACUUACUCAAAUGUUAUAUUGUGGCUCUAUGUCAUGCAUAUUUAGGUUGGAUUAAUUCAGCUUUCCUUUUUAUUGUUUGUACUUUUAACUAAUUUAUAUGCUCUAUAUAUAUAUUCAGGCAUUUGCUUGGAGAAGAUCUUGGGGGACUUGGUGUGAAAGAGCUGCAAAAUCUUGAGAAACAACUUGAGGGAGCUCUUGCAUUGACCAGACAAAGGAAGGUAUAUCACUAGCAUUUAGCCCCAUGCCUUAAUUAGGAAAAUCGAUGUAUAAUAGUACACUAGUUUUAUUAUCAUUUUGCUUCAUGCAUGUUAAGUAUCUAUUCUUCACUGCAGACACAGAUUAUGAUAGAAUAAAUGGCACAACUUCGGCAAAAGCUGAAUGCAGAAGGACAUAGUUUCAGAACAAUCCAAGGCUUAUGGAGUUCUGGUGCAGCAGCUGGAAGUAGCAACUUCCCUAUCCAUCCAAAUUACCCCAACUCUAUGGACUGUGAUACUGAACCUGUCUUACAACUGGGGUACCAUCACUAUGUUCAGGCUGAAGGUUAAUAUGUUCCGAAAUGCAUGGCUGGUCAAACCAACUUCAUCCAAGGAUGGGUCCUCUCAGCAAUCUAAACCAAAACAUUAAUUAAUUAGCAUGGUAACUCUAAGUAUUAUAUUUAUUGGUAAGAAAGUAUUGUUUUAUAAAUAAGGAUUAAGAGUCGAAUCCUAGGGUUAAUACUUAAAAAAAUUAAUUUUUUUAAGUGCAACAAGCCAAUGUAGAGAUGCACCCUUCCUCUUUGUUUGGAUUGAUAGAUUUGGAGGGAGAGAGGAGAGUGAGAGGCAGAUGUCUCCCUUACUUUGUUUUUCUUAUGGAGAGGGAGGGAGAUGGAGGGGUGAUAAGCCUCCUCCAGUCCUUUGUUUUUUUUUUCCCUCCAAAUAUUUUAUUGUAUAUUUAAAAAAAAUUUUAAUUACAUAAAAAUAUUUUGUUUUCCUCUCCUCUACUUUCAUCUAUUUAAACAAGAUUAAUAUCAACUUUUCUCUUCCCUUCACUUCUCCUCCCUCUCCUUCUUUUCCCUUUACUAAUUUUUAUGCAAAACAAACCCUUACGGUAUGUUUAGUUCGGGGGAUGGGAGGAGUAAAAAUUCCUCUUAUUAGCAAAAAAUUUGGAGGGGAAGGGAAUUCUUUAUUUUAUUUUUGCAAAUGAAAGGAGGGGAAAGGAAAGAAAUAGAAGGAUGUUAUAUUAUUCCAUUUCCCUCUCCUUUCCUCUAUUUUUCUUAAACUAAAUACACUACUAAGAUUACU
Rubroshorea leprosula is the source of this 1513-nucleotide messenger RNA. The record is from the annotation of a GenBank genome assembly. Lineage: Eukaryota; Viridiplantae; Streptophyta; Magnoliopsida; Malvales; Dipterocarpaceae.